CCCACGUCACAAUUUCAGCUAAGCCAAAUUGCAAACACUCACAGUAGUGUGAGAAAAGUGGAGUGAGUGUGAGAAAAACAAACUCUAUUAAAUUCAUAUGUUCAAGAAAUUAAGAAGUAGAAAUCAAAAUCAAAAUUCUCUUCUUCUUCAUUGUCAACAUUGUUCAGCUUCAUUCCAAUCACAGUGUUUUCUUUAAAAUGUCUUUUGACGAUGAGUUCUUGAACUGUGAUGAUUUCGAUCUGCAGUUUUGGAUUGAUGAACCAGUUUUUCCAUUUGAGAGUUCACCAGUACCUGAUCUUGAUAUUCUCAAUACCAAUUCAGUCUCAUCAAAUGAGAAUCAGAGUAAUGAUUCGAUUCCGAUGAACCCAUUUGAUGAAUUGUGUCCACCAAGUCAUGAACUUAACAAUCUGUCACUUCAAAAUGAAACUCAUUCUCAAUUCCUUUCAUCAUUACCUGAUAACAACUCUGGUUUUUAUUCUGAAAAUGGGUUUAUAUCAGGAUUAAAUGAUAAUUCGCUGACUGGAAUCAAGUUAGAAGAUCGUUUUACUACUGCUGGUCCUCCUCAUCUUGAUACCACUAGUUUCAUCAAUUCUGAUGAGAAAAUGAUGAUGCAGAGGAGUUUCAGUAGUCAUUCUCUUGAUCAAACACCAAACGAUUUCUUCCAACCAGGGUUUAACCCUUUAAUGCAAACACCUUAUUUUCCUGCAUUUUAUGAACCCAUGAUCAGAAAAGUCUCUAGCACUGGUGAUUUACAGAGAGUACACUCAAGUAAUGGGUAUUCAUCAAGUCCAUUAUCUGCUACUGAGAAUUGUUCAUUAGUGGAUGAAGCUAACUUCAAAGCAAAACCUUACACCGCUGAAGAGAAAAAACACAAGAUUGAUAGAUACAGAAACAAACGUACUCAAAGAAACUUCAACAAAACAAUCAAGUAUGCAUGUCGAAAAACUUUAGCCGACAGUCGUCCAAGAAUACGUGGCAGAUUCGCUCGACACGAUGAACCUUCUUUUGAGAUUCCAAAAGAAGAUGAAGAUUUCUGGGAGCAGAUGUAUGAAACUAAUACGUUUCAAGAAAGUCGCGGAGGGGUACGUUAUAGUGGUUAUGAUCAACAGAAAUAUAUUCAGCAUUCUCAAAGCUUCAAUGAGCAGCAAUACCAGUAUUUUAAUGGGAUUGGUACUAAUUAUAGUACUGUUCCAUGGAAUCCUACUUUAAGUGCUAGCUUUUCUCCACAGAUGCUUCGGUCAUACUGGUAGAAUCCGUAGAAUCUAUGCAAAAUGUUUGCUAUUUGCAACGUAAAUCACAAGUUGGAUUAUAAAUUUAGGAUUUUAGAUAAGUGUCACUGUUCAUGCAAUCUCUUGUGCAAGUGUCGUAGGGUUGAGCACGGAUGGUCAGCUUCGGAUGACUAUGCAAUGGAGUAGUAGUUAAUCGCACAAUAAGACCUUAGCAAGUAAUUACAAUUCCGGUUAUGUUUUU
Messenger RNA from Papaver somniferum (opium poppy), 1470 nucleotides. RefSeq lists its product as uncharacterized. Bases 198 to 1250 code for a protein of 350 amino acids. The record is from RefSeq and is a predicted model, not a curated record. Gene Ontology annotation, cellular component: nucleus. The transcript is spliced from 4 exons. Gene Ontology annotation, biological process: regulation of flower development. Gene Ontology annotation, molecular function: protein binding. Lineage: Eukaryota; Viridiplantae; Streptophyta; Magnoliopsida; Ranunculales; Papaveraceae.